Molecule: messenger RNA, 508 nt
Organism: Trachymyrmex septentrionalis
Lineage: Eukaryota; Metazoa; Arthropoda; Insecta; Hymenoptera; Formicidae
Product: ATP-dependent RNA helicase DBP2-like
Exons: 4
Coding region: 53-346 (97 amino acids)
Source: RefSeq, a predicted model, not a curated record
AACAUUUGCACUGAUCCAACUAGUGUAUGUUUGAGCUUCAAAGCGAAUCACGAUGAUUAAGCUGUUCCUUAUUACGUUGCUUUGCGUGGCGAUGUUCGCCGAUUCCCAAGAAGACCAAAUGAAUGAAAUGGGAACAGGACUAAGGAAAGCAAGCGCUGAUAUGGCUGAAUAUGCUAGGAUGAAUCAAGGUAGUCCUUUAUUAAUGCAACAUGCAGAAAACCGCGGACGAGGAGGAAGACCAGGAGAAAAUGGAGGAGGAAAUGGAAGAGGAAAUGGAAGAGGAAGUGGAAAAGGGAAUAGAAGAGAAGGUGGAAGAGGAAAUAGCGAGCAACCAGAAGAAAAGUAGACUCUGAUCUCUUCUGGAUACAUUAUAUGAAAUACAGAUAAAGGUUCGACUAGAUUGGCUGAAGAUUAAUUUUCUCCCAGCACUUUAAGUAUCACGUAUUUUAAAUUAUUCACACAGCUAAAAAAAAUCCCGAUAAUUAUAGAAUAAUAAAGCUUAUCAUUG